AUGAUGAACAACAAAGUAAAAGCCCAGGGCCUUGUGUCCGAUUUGAUGCCCAACAUCAAAUUGAUGCAAGCUUCAGGACACUUCUUAUUCAAUUAUUAUUCAGACAACUCUGGCAUGUCCAUGCUCUUACGCAAGAUCUAUUCUAGCGUGCAUGCAAUACUAAUCGUCAUCAACUAUGUGUGUAUGGUUGUCAAUAUGGCGCAGUACUCCGAUGAAGUGAACGAACUAACAGCUAACACUAUCACCGUUCUUUUCUUCGCUCAUACGGUGAUCAAAUUGUUGUUCUUCGCGCUCAAUUCCAAGAGCUUUUACAGGACCUUGGCAGUGUGGAACCAGUCAAACAGCCACCCCCUGUUCACGGAAUCGGACUCACGCCAUCAUCAACUAGCUCUAACCAAGAUUAGGCGGCUCUUAUACUUCAUCUGUUCUAUGACUGUUUUCUCUGUUGUCAGUUGGGUGACACUUACGUUCUUUGGCGAAUCAGUUCGCCUGAUAGCCAACAAGGAGACUAAUGAGACUAUAUCUGAGCCUGCUCCCAGACUGCCUCUGAAGACCUGGUACCCCUUCGAUGCCAUGGGCGGGUCUAUGUACAUCAUUGCUUUUGCUUUCCAGGUCUACUGGCUGUUCUUCUCCAUGAUAACAGCUAAUCUCAUGGACGUCAUGUUUUGCUCAUGGUUGAUCUUCGCGUGCGAACAACUACAGCAUCUGAAGGCCAUUAUGAAGCCACUGAUGGAGCUCAGUGCGUCUUUAGACACGUAUAGGCCGAAUACAGCGGAGCUUUUUAGAGUUUCUUCUACAGAAAAGUCAGAAAAAGUGCCAGAUCCCGUGGACAUGGACAUACGUGGUAUAUACGCCACGCAACAAGACUUCGGCAUGACGCUGCGAGGGGCUGGCGGUAGACUCCAGACCUUCGGCCAACAGAACAACAAUCCGAAUGGGUUGUCCCAAAAACAGGAGAUGUUGGCUCGAUCUGCUAUUAAAUACUGGGUGGAGAGGCAUAAACACGUUGUAAGAUUAGUUACAUCAAUAGGGGACACCUAUGGUACUGCUCUACUGUUCCACAUGUUGAUAUCCACGAUAACUUUGACGCUUUUGGCUUAUCAGGCAACUAAGAUUGACGGUAUAAAUGUAUACGCGUUCAGUACGAUUGGCUAUCUCAGUUACACUCUCGGCCAAGUGUUCCAUUUCUGCGUUUUUGGAAACCAACUCAUUGAGGAGAGCUCGUCAGUAAUGGAAGCGGCUUAUUCUUGCCAAUGGUACGACGGGUCGGAAGAAGCCAAAACCUUCGUUCAGAUCGUCUGUCAGCAAUGCCAGAAGGCUAUGAGCAUCUCAGGAGCCAAGUUCUUCACUGUGUCACUUGAUCUAUUUGCUUCUGUCUUGGGUGCUGUAGUUACAUACUUCAUGGUGUUGGUACAACUGAAGUAG
Molecule: messenger RNA, 1425 nt
Organism: Amyelois transitella
Lineage: Eukaryota; Metazoa; Arthropoda; Insecta; Lepidoptera; Pyralidae
Gene: Orco
Product: odorant receptor coreceptor
Biological process (GO): sensory perception of smell; detection of chemical stimulus involved in sensory perception of smell
Cellular component (GO): plasma membrane
Molecular function (GO): odorant binding; olfactory receptor activity
Source: RefSeq, marked provisional